This is a messenger RNA of Strongylus vulgaris, 561 nucleotides long. NCBI's taxonomy places the organism in Eukaryota, Metazoa, Nematoda, Chromadorea, Rhabditida, Strongylidae. The record is from the annotation of a GenBank genome assembly.
AUGAUUCAUCUUGAUGGCGAAACCACGGAGGUGGACUGGUUUUCGGCUACACCUUCCGAGGCGAUUUAUCGGCACGAUUUUGAUUCAAGCAACGAAUCUUCUUUUGUUGGGCAUGUAUUCUUGUGUGUACCCGGCCAAACUUCCAAGUCGCCUACAUGCGAGCGUACGGAUGGUGUUGUAAUAGUCUAUCCUAACUUCGUACAAUCUGUGUUCCUACCGGAUAGUUUGAAGGGUCGUAAUCCACUUUUGCUGAAUAAGAUUGUACCGAUUUCCGCUAGUACUAAAGUUGUUGGUCAUGUACAAUCUGUAUUCCUACCGGAUAGUUUGAAGGGUCGUAACCCACUUUUGCUGAAUAAGAUUGUACCGAUUCCCGCUAGUACUAAAGUUGUUGGUCAUGCCUGUGAUGAGCGUUUCUGUUAUGUGAUGACUUUUGAUGGAGCUAUCUCAUGCGUCCGCCUUUUACCGAAAGGCUUUGAUGACGAUCUUUCCGAUGACAACUCCUUUAUUGAUGAGCUCUGCACUCUAAGAGAUAGUUUCUCUCAAGAUGACGAGCCGCUUUCU